AUGUCUGGUUUCAUAUCAUCACAAACUUUGGUGUCUAUGGGAGUGGUGCUGAGCGCCGGUACGUCUUUGGGCUCGCAAAUGUCUGAAAUGAGUUCCGACAAUAGGAAUGGUAUGUCGAGAGAGGCCAUACAUUCGGUGUCUAUUUCGUGGACUAAUAUCCAAGUGUUGACUAAAACAAAGAAAUCUAUUUAUAAUUGUUUUCAAACCAAUGAAACCCCGAAAGAGAUCAUUCGUAACGUAUCAGGUGAAAUUAAAGCUGGAAGUUUGUUAGCUAUAAUGGGCGCCAGUGGCGCCGGAAAGACGACUCUAUUGAAUGUAUUGACGGCAAGGAAUUUAUCCCAACUGUCCGUCAAUGGAGUGGUACUCAUGAAUGGACAGACAGUCAGUCAACAGACCAUUGCAUCCAUUUCCUCGAUGGAAGUGAUCGGCGACGAGGAGCUAAUUAUCACCGGCUGUUGUAUAUCAGUCGCAGCCAUGUUUAGCCCUUAUACCACAAAGUAUAAUAAGUCGCAGCCAUGUUUGUAA
Messenger RNA from Oppiella nova, 525 nucleotides. NCBI's taxonomy places the organism in Eukaryota, Metazoa, Arthropoda, Arachnida, Sarcoptiformes, Oppiidae. The record is from the annotation of a GenBank genome assembly.